Messenger RNA from Salvia splendens (bonfire salvia), 896 nucleotides. Its product is annotated as RNAse II-like 1. Gene Ontology annotation, biological process: siRNA processing. Gene Ontology annotation, molecular function: ribonuclease III activity; RNA binding. The transcript is spliced from 3 exons. Gene Ontology annotation, cellular component: cytoplasm; nucleus. The coding region runs from base 9 to 794 and encodes 261 amino acids. The record is from RefSeq and is a predicted model, not a curated record. NCBI's taxonomy places the organism in Eukaryota, Viridiplantae, Streptophyta, Magnoliopsida, Lamiales, Lamiaceae.
GGAUAGUCAUGAGAGAAGAAGAGAUGCUUGUUUCGUUCCAAACCCUCGUUCUCUCACAAGGGCGAGAAGAGAGCUUUAGGCGGGUGAACGAUGUUCGAGAGAUCAUCGGGUACGAAUUCAACGACCCGAUGAUCUUGCAGCAAGCGUUCACGCACCACUCCUACGAGGAGGGUUGCUCCUCGUUGGACCGUCUUGCGUAUAUUGGUGAUGCGAUUUUGACUUUUGCGGUCACCAAAGACCAGUGUGUUCUCUACCCGGAUUUGGACCCGGGUAUGCUGACCAGGCUCCGCUCUGCCAACGUGGACACCGAGAAGCUCGCACGUGCCACCUUGAAGCUCGAACUGCACGAAUUUCUACGGCAUAACAUAUUUUUACUUGAGCCCCAAAUAGAAGAAUUUAGAGAGGCAAUCGCGAAAUAUCCUUUGCAUUCAUCAGGUUUAAUUGAUGCCCCAAAAGUGUUGGCAGACAUAUUUGAAGCCUUGAUAGGAGCCAUAUUUCUUGACUGCAAAAGCUCUUUUGACACAACAUGGGAGGUAGUGAAGAAGCUGUUGGAACCGGUAAUAACUCUGGCAACUCUACCAAAACAUCCGGUUUCGCAGCUGCUAGAACUGUGUCAAAGCAGAAGGUUGAGUUUGAAGAUGAGAGACUCGUGGAGAGACGAUGGAGUUGUCGAGUUUGUGAUUGACGACGCAUGCGUUGGAAGAGCCGAAUAUAAAGCCAAGAGAGUCAUUGCUAAGAACAGAGCAGCCCUCGACGCAUAUAACCACCUUAAACGUGACCUGACCUUGCUUUAGGAACGUGACAAUCAAUGAUAACAAUGAAAAAUGUGGUGCAUUUUUUUUAUUAUAUGUAUAGUUUGUUAAUAGAUCGUUAACUUGAAUUCACAAAAAACAAUG